AUGAAGGACAAAAAGUUAAUCGUAACAGGAGACAUUGACCUAGUUAAGGUGGUGGAAAAGCUAAGGAAGUUGUGUCAUACAGAGAUAGUAUCUGUUGGAGUAGCUAAAGAGUCUAAGAAGAAAGGAGAUAAAAAGAUAGAGAAUAUAGCUAAAAUGAUUGUGCCUGCUCCUUUGAGUUAUAACUAUGUUUAUUAUCCUCCAACUUAUUAUGUUGGAACUGUGAAAGAGUAUCCUAAUAGUGGCUGUGUCAUAUGCUAA
Molecule: messenger RNA, 258 nt
Organism: Neltuma alba
Lineage: Eukaryota; Viridiplantae; Streptophyta; Magnoliopsida; Fabales; Fabaceae
Product: heavy metal-associated isoprenylated plant protein 12-like
Exons: 1
Coding region: 1-258 (85 amino acids)
Source: RefSeq, a predicted model, not a curated record